Phyllotreta striolata is the source of this 2340-nucleotide messenger RNA. Lineage: Eukaryota; Metazoa; Arthropoda; Insecta; Coleoptera; Chrysomelidae. The record is from the annotation of a GenBank genome assembly.
AUGACGGCAAACAUGUAUCGGGUUGGAGAUUACGUCUAUUUCGAGACGUCAUCGACAUCUCCUUAUCAAAUCCGCCGUAUAGAGGAAUUGAACAAAACCGCGUCUGGAAAUGUAGAAGCUAAAGUAAUGUGUUUUUACCGACGACGAGACUUGCCUAGCCAGCUGAUCCAGUUGGCCGACAAACACCAAUGUGCCUUAGACGAAUCGGGCGAGAGCCCAAUACCGGAGAUUAGCGGUCGCGCCAGCGAAGCCCUCAGCCCGAAGCAGAAACAUCAAAUGAAACACCGCGAACUGUUCCUUUCGCGCCAAGUGGAAACCCUGCCGGCGACGCACAUACGCGGCAAAUGUUCCGUCACGUUGUUCAACGAAACCGAAGCGCUCGCUUCCUAUCUAAACAAAGACGAUAUGUUCUUCUACUGUCUCGUGUUCGAUCCGACGCAAAAGACCCUGUUGGCCGACAAGGGCGAGAUCCGCGUCGGUUCGCGCUACCAGUGCGACGUCCCACCCAUGCUGAUGAAAGAAGGCGACGCCGCCGCCGAAGACGAUCGCGACCUCCAAGAGCUGGAGACGGUCGUUUGGACGCCCGAGCACCAGCUCAGUGAUAGACAGAUAGACCAGUUUUUAGUGGUGUCCCGUUCGGUGGGCACGUUCGCCCGCGCGUUAGAUUGCAGUUCGAGCGUCAAACAGCCGUCGUUGCACAUGUCGGCGGCGGCCGCCAGCCGGGACAUUACGCUCUUCCACGCCAUGGACACGUUGCACCGGCACGGCUACAAUUUGUCGGGCGCUUUGUGCUCGCUGGUGCCGUCCAGCGGACCGGUGUUGUGCCGCGACGAGAUGGAGGAGUGGAGCGCCUCCGAGGCCAAUCUCUUCGAAGAGGCUUUGGACAAAUACGGCAAGGACUUCAACGACAUCCGCCAGGAUUUCCUGCCCUGGAAAACGUUAAAAAACAUAAUCGAGUAUUAUUACAUGUGGAAGACGACGGAUAGAUACGUGCAACAGAAGCGAGUCAAAGCCGUCGAGGCGGAAUCGAAGCUGAAACAAGUCUACAUUCCUAACUACAAUAAACCGAAUCCUGCGGCUUUGAAUAACAACAAGGGAGUCGUUAACGGUAGCAACGGCAACUCGGAUCCCGCCGUAUCGUUGGGUGGAAAGGCCUGCGAAUCCUGCAACGUGACCGUAUCGAAUCAAUGGUACGCGUGGGGCCCGUCGCACAUGCAGUGCCGCCUGUGCCAGGUGUGCUGGCAAUAUUGGAAGAAAUACGGCGGCCUGAAGAUACCGACGCGCUUCGGCGACGGCGACUUCGAGAACGGCGGCAAGAAGAAAUCGGGCAGCGACGCGGAGGAGGACCGAGCGGGGGCGGGCGCGUCGCACCGGCCGCACCGCUGCAACAUCGGCGGUUGCGGCAAGGAGUUUAAGCUGAAGGCGCACCUCGGACGGCACUACGCCACCGCUCACGGGCUGGUGUUUCGCUCGGGUUCGCCGAGGCCCAUCAUGAAAACGAGGACGGCGUUCUAUUUGUUUACGACGCCCAUCACGAGGAUUUCGAGGCGGUUGUGCCGGCAGAUCAUGAAGCCGAGACACGCCGCUAGGGCGCCGUUCUUCGCCAUUAACAUACAGGCUGUUAAACAGGAAUGCGGCGUUCAAAUGGAAGGAAAGUCGAUUACCGAGCUGAAGCAGUUGCUGGUGUACAAGAAGAAGAACAGGGGCAGCGUGACGGCGAUAGCGACGCGCCUGGGCAGACCAGGUUCGAUAGUACCCCAAUGGUUGAUACUGACGCCGAGAGACAUGAUACCGCAGCCCGAUCGGGUGGCUUUCCCCAAGCCCCCGAAGGCGCCCGACGGCAGUCUGAUGUACGAACGGGUGCCCAACAAGCCCGAAGCGGAGAAGAUUCCUUUGAACAACAUGUCGCCGUCGCUGAAGCGAAGAACCUACGAGGAAAUGAACGGAAUGGACAGCUUUUAUUCCGAUUUGGAUUGGGACGAUGGCGCUCUGAGCGCUCCGCCGACGAAGCGCCUGACGAAGGAGCCCAUGCAGGUGACGCGAUCGGAUCAAUUUCAAGCCUUGUUGGCGCAACAAAUGUUUCCGGCGCAGUCUUUGCCCCGGCACAUCGCUCAAAUUAACGGGAAACCGAAGAUAGCGCAGAUGACCAGAACGGGCUCGGGAAGGAAACAGGUUAUAAGUUGGAUGGACGCGCCCGAUGAUGUGUACUUUAGGGCGACGGAGGCAAAUAAGAAAAUCAGACGACAAGUGUCUUUAUCGGAACUUCGAAGAGGAGCUCGCAAGCCGUGGAGGCAACUGAAAACCAAAAUGGAUGAUCUGCAAGUGGUUGUGCUGGAUUGA